UGCGUUUAAAUUAACGUAUGAAGAUCCGCGUUGAUUGCCGGCAACACUUUGACACUCCCUGCAGUAGCAGAAGACACGAGAUAACCACGAGGCAGACGACAUAUCAAACUUGCACCAAAAUAGGAUAAUUAGAGCGUGAAAGUAUGGCUGUUUCCACGUCAGUUGCAACGAUAAGGGAGGCCUGGUUUCAAUUGAAUGGUGUCAUGUGUAUUUACAAACCUACCAAAAUUUCAUGGAAGCAGUUAAGAAACACGCUCGCAUUCAACAUCUGCCGAGAUAUUAAUCAACUCGAAGAGACUCCACCAAGAAAAUUUGUAAACAUUGAAUCUAUUACACCCGAUAAUCAACUUGAUGGAGAACUCGUUGCACCUACCAGUUAUGGGGUAACCACAACAACAAAUCUUACUGAUCACAAGCUUGUUAGAGGACCAGCAAUACAGUUAGAUGACAUCAGAUUAUUUCAUGCAAACAGAACAGGAUACAAUACUUCUGGGGUGCUUGUGGUGGGACUCAACAAAGGUAACCGGUAUAUUGACAAGUUGAAUCUCAGUAGACCUACUAGUGUCUACCAAGUAAAAGGUGAAUUUGGCAUAGCCACUGAUACCCAUUGGGAUGACGGCAAGGUUUGGGAAAAAGCUACUUAUGCACAUCUAUCCAAAGGCAGUAUAGAUAGGGUGAUGGCCUCAAUUCAAGCAUCUAAUCAGAAGAGUUUAUUCCAGUACUGUGGAGUAGAUCCUAACAGUCAAACAGCUUAUGAGCUCGCCAGUACAGGUUUACUUCGACCAGCUGUUAAAGGACCUACUGUUGUGUAUGGAAUUAGAUGUAUCCAUUUUGAACCUCCAAAUUUCACACUGGAAAUCCAUUGCAUAAACGAAAACGAAGAAUACUUUGCAAUUAUGAUCCAUGACUUGGGUCUAACACUGAAGACAACCGCCGUGUGCAAACAGAUACGUUGCAUCCGCUACGGAUGUUUUACUGUGGAAGACGCGUUACUCAGAAAACAUUGGUCACUUAAGUACCUUCCGGAUCAUAUGAGUUUGUGCCAUACGAAACUUAAAACUCUUCCACGUCCAACACCACAACUGUCCGUUUACGAGCAGCCAUCGUCAAGUCAAAUUGAAAAAUGUUGAAAAAUUACGUAAUCUAUGACCUUAUAUUAACGAGUACGCGUGGAAUAUAACAGCCCAAGAAAAAUACAACGUAAAAGUAGUGUUAUAAA
Daphnia pulicaria is the source of this 1219-nucleotide messenger RNA. Its product is annotated as mitochondrial mRNA pseudouridine synthase Trub2-like. NCBI's taxonomy places the organism in Eukaryota, Metazoa, Arthropoda, Branchiopoda, Diplostraca, Daphniidae. The transcript is spliced from 6 exons. Gene Ontology annotation, biological process: RNA processing; pseudouridine synthesis. The record is from RefSeq and is a predicted model, not a curated record. Gene Ontology annotation, molecular function: RNA binding; pseudouridine synthase activity. Bases 144 to 1130 code for a protein of 328 amino acids.